GUCGUCAGGCUUUUCUUUUUCCUCCUGCUCCUCCUUAUGGCCUAAAGAAUCUUCCGCUCCGCUGCCAAAGGAGGCCAAAAGGAAGACAGAGGAAAAAAUUAUUAAUUCAGCCAUGUUCAAUUGAAAAGCUUGCACCUUGUUCUAGAGAAAAUCCUGUUUCAAAAAUGGAAACUGUUUUCGAAGCGACUCCUGAGGAGAGGAAAGAAAACACCAUAUCUUUGAUGCAUGAGGAGUUCAGGAAUGUCAGUGAAACUUCUACUGAUAAACCUGGGAUUCCAUUGGCUCCUUCCAUCAAGAAUUCCAAACCUGGAGUCAUUUUUGUCCUUGAAAAGGCUUCGCUGGUGCCAGCUUAUGUUUGGACGACAUACGAGAUACUGAAUCCAGACAAGCAUGCUGAUUUUAUGCGCAAGAAAAACAUGAAUCCUUAUAAUUAUAGACCUGACAUUAUCCAUGAGGUUCUUGUUGAUAUAUUGGGUAGCCGGCUUAAUAUGGCAGUUUGAUUCUAUUAGUCUCCAUCCACAUUAGAUAAGCAUUCACCCUUGUGUGUUGGCACCUUCACCGUUCACGUACUACAGCCCAGUUGUUGCAGAAGUUUAGUAUCAAAGCAAGAGGUAAAGGUGAAAAACUAAUGAGAUUGAUUGAGAAUCCUUUGGACAAGCAUUUGCCACUGAACUCCCUUAAAAUAGGGCUUUCCUUCAGCUCAUCCAAGGCUGUCAAUUUGAGGGAUUAUGUUACUACCAUCAGCAACGAUUGUACUCUAGUAUUCAUAGUUUGGUCACUCUCCACAGAUUAAUUAAGCGAUCUUUCCUUUAUGUUUAGCCUCAUCUUUUCAGUAAAUGAGACCUUGAUUAUUGAAUUAUCCCAUCAGAUUGACGCCAUGGCUCAUGGGAAGAUCGAUACUGAACAUACUGAUGAUCUCAUAUCAGUUUCCUCACUUCCAUUAAGUGCUCGUGUUUGUGUGAGACAUGUAUGCUGCGAAUUGGAGAGGCAAUGGGAAAUUCUAUGAUUCGAGGUGUAAUUAUUACCAAUGUACAGCUUGCUCCAAGAAUUAUUCAGCGUAGUGCUGCUUAUCAAAAACCCACGACUCUAACUUGUCCAAAUUAACAUGAAUAUUAGUUUUCACCUUUCACGUUGUAAAGCUAAGAAUUAGUCUUCAACUAUCAUUCUGUAAAAGUUCUGAGGUUCAUCCAGAAUAUCGAUCUUGUUGAUUGAGCAUUCUGAUCUGCA
Messenger RNA from Coffea arabica (coffee), 1227 nucleotides. RefSeq lists its product as uncharacterized. Gene Ontology annotation, biological process: rRNA base methylation. The record is from RefSeq and is a predicted model, not a curated record. Gene Ontology annotation, molecular function: rRNA (pseudouridine) methyltransferase activity; rRNA binding. Lineage: Eukaryota; Viridiplantae; Streptophyta; Magnoliopsida; Gentianales; Rubiaceae. Gene Ontology annotation, cellular component: nucleus; small-subunit processome.